AUGGAAGAGGCAAAAAGACUUCUAGAUAUACUUCUGGCAAGAAGAGCAGCAGCCAAAAAGGCCACAACAGUAAAGAGUCAGGAGGAAAGGACCAGCCUGGAGUCUGAAAGUGAACUCUCAGAUGGCUCUGAAGUGGAUGACGAGAUUACAGAGCCUGGAGAUGAUGAGUCUGACAGCUUUGAAAUGGAUGAAAAUA
This is a messenger RNA of Paramuricea clavata, 196 nucleotides long. NCBI's taxonomy places the organism in Eukaryota, Metazoa, Cnidaria, Anthozoa, Malacalcyonacea, Plexauridae. The record is from the annotation of a GenBank genome assembly.